UAUCGUUUCCUAUCUGUGUGGUCUUUGAUGGACUUUACGUGUGUGUGUGUGUGUGUGUGUGUGUGUGAGAGAGAGAGAGAGAGAGAGAGAGAGAGAGAGAGAGAGUGGGGCAAUAUCUGAGAGUUACCACAUAAAUACUGUAAAAUCUGUCCGAUACACCAGGGUGGUGUCAGGAGCGAGAUGUAUUUGCACAGUUUUUUCACGUUUUAAGAAAUUACGGAGUCUGGCAGGAGGCAUCGCCCGUAGUGAUGGUAUUGACUGGGGAAUGUCGUCUCCUUCAUGAUUCUGCAAUCGCAUCGUCAUACUCACAAAAGGCUGCAGGUGAAUGUUGGAAGUAAAUCGUCAGACCCUGAGAACUGCAGUCAGUGCAGUGACUAUGAACUGUAGGAGAUGCUCUGGGGGGUGUGUGGCAGCACUAGGGGGCUUGGGGGGAAGUCCUGUGAGACCCCUGACUGUAGCUAUCAUGGUGUUUCACCUGGGUCGGUUUUCACUGUCUACCUCUCUCUCCUCUGGUCUUCCGUUAUGUGGUAGGUGGAUUUAAGCCCAGUGCGCUUGUAUACUUCAUGCUGCGUGCAGUGUCCUUCUUCCCUGCUGCCUUCCUCAGACUAAUUUGGCAACCUGGCAGUGUGGAUAGAACAGGAGAUGGAGAAUGACAGCUGGACAUCAGGAGAGAGGAAGACACCAAGGUUGCUGUGGAAACCACGUUGUUCCUAUGGCAGCGUGGUGGUUGUGGCUAUUAGCCUACAGCGUGUAGUUGAUGUGUCUUGUGAUUGUGUGGUUAAUAGUGACGUAUUGUCUUCAAGGAAGCUUGUUUUGAGUUGAUGUAGUUGAUAGCUGGUUUUCUCAUGAAAUCGAAGUGUUUUAAUAUGACUCUGGUGUGUUAGUUGUGACCUGUAUUGAUCAGCUGAUCCCAGUAUAUUGGUUUUAGAUCAGUUUAUUUUAUCAAGAAAACUGUAAGUUGAUGUGGUGAGAGGAGGCCAUCUUUCUGCAUGAAUGUGGGCAUGGCAGGAAGUUCUCCUUUUUUAGCCUGUUCUUCAGUGUGGAUGUGCCUGUGCUGUGAGUUUUCCUCCAGCACUGAGUGCUGCAUCAGGUUGAUGAAACUGCUGUCUACCUUUGUUUGGAGAUUUGAAUUCUUGGCUACACACAGGAGGGAGUGCGCUAGCCCUUGAAGAUGCUGUCUUCGUCUACAGAGGAGCCUGGCACGCCCACAGGCUACAUGGAGACUGCCGUAGCUUACAGUGCUAUAGAGGAUCUCCAACCCCUUUGCUGGGACGGCGCCCCCAAAUACUGCCUGCAGCUCAGCAUUCCUGGGGGCACCAUGCUCUUGCAGGCAGCCAACGGCUAUUUAAGGGAGCAGUGGUUCUACUCAGUGCAGUGGAAGAAAAAGAUGCACAAGUACAGCAAGGUUCUGAGCAACCUGAGCCGCUGGGAGGUGGUCCUGAAGGAGAUCCGAGCCCUGGUAGAUAUGGCAUUGACGUCGCCCCUGCAGGAUGACGCGGUCCACCAAACGCCGCUGCACAUUGUCUCCGCCCUGCUGGCUGAGAACCCCAGCCUGAGCAUCCAGGACCAUGAGAACGUUAUCAUGGCAAUCGCUCCUCUGCUGGAAAACAACAGCCCGCCCCCAAAGCUGUGUGACCUCUUCCUAAAGCACCUUCAGGAGUGUCCGCGGUCCACAGUGGUUACUGAGGUUUUCACACCUAUGGUGCACAGAAUCUUGAAACACAACAUGGACUUUGGGAAGUUUCCCCGCCUCCGCCUCUUCACUCAGGAAUACAUCCUGGCCAUCAGCGAGCUCAACGCCGGGGUGGACGUGGUCAGGAAGUUCAUCCAGAGCCUGCAUGGUCCCACCGGGCUCUGCCCCCACCCCCGAGUCCUGCCGAACCUGGUGGCCGUCUGCCUGGCUGCCGUUUACUCCUGCUAUGAGGACUUCAUAGACAGCCAGAACAACUCCCCCAGUCUGAGGGAGGUCAGGAGCGGCUGGCAGCAGCACGGCGACAGGAAGCCCCCCCCCAUUCUGAGGUCCUGCCCCUUGGAAGCUGGGUCACGCACCCCCUCAACCGCGCUCCACUCCAGCGACAUCCUGGUGGAUCUGGAGCAGAACCAGAGGGCUUCUGGCGGCGCUGCACCGAUUGGACCUCCAGGGCUCGGCAGUGAGCCCAACCUGAUCGACUGCCUACUUUGUGGCCCUGACAUCGGUGCCCCGACUGUCCAUCUGCCCCCCCUGGCUGACCGAGUCUUGGGCUGUUUUGUGCUCAUCCUGAAGAUUCUGUCUGAUUACGAUGACUGGAGACCAGCUCUGGCAAGUCUGCUGCAGUCAAUUCCUUUUCCCAAGGAGGCACUCGCACACCCCAAAUUCACAAAGGAGCUCAAGUGUGUCAUUCAGACGUUUGCUCAGGACCCGAGACAGGAGGUUCACUCCUGUCUGCUCGGGGUGCGUUCCGGGAAAGACGGCUGGUUCCAGCUGUACAGCCCUGGUGGCGUGGCCUGCGAUGAUGAUGGGGACCUCUUCGCCAGCAUGGUGCACAUCCUUAUGGGCUCCUGUUACAAGACCAAGAAAUUCCUGGUGUCUCUGGCGGACAAUAAACUGGAGUCCUGUGUCCUGUUGGCGCUGAAGGGGAACAAGACCAUGGUGGAGAUCCUCUGCCUCAUGUUAGAGUAUGACAUCAUCAAGAACGGGGACACCCGGCGGCAGGUGGUGUCCACGGUGCAGAGCACGCAGCCAGGCCUGCACACCUACAGCAAGCUGUGCGAGCGGCAGAGGGAGCUCCGGGAGCUGCAAAGAAAAGGAGGACCGGUCCGCCUCACGCUGCCCUCAAAGACCACGGAUGCUGAUCUCGCUCGGCUGCUCAGCUCUGGCUCCUUCGGGAACUUGGAGAGCCUGAGUCUCGCCUUCACCAACGUCACCAGUGCCUGCGCCGAGCAGCUCAUCAAACUGCCCUCCCUCAAGCAGCUGAACCUCUGGUCCACACAGUUUGGUGAUGCUGGGCUGCGCCUCCUCUCUGAGCACCUGGGCUCCCUGCAGGUGUUGAACCUGUGUGAGACUCCUGUCACUGACGCCGGCCUGCUGGCCCUCGGCUCCAUGAAGAGUCUUUGCAGUCUGAACAUGAACAGCACCAAACUUUCUGCAGAUACUUAUGAGGAUCUCAAGGCCAAACUUCCCAACCUGAAAGAGGUCGAUGUUCGCUACACAGAAGCCUGGUGAUCAAACUGUGCACUUUCCCAAAUACGUCUUUGCAGUGACAUUCUCAAUGAAGGGAACCUGGCAUUUUCAACCAGAAGGAGCCUUACUCCUGUGACAUCCAAUCAAAAGGACAUUUUUUUUUUAUGUCAGCCAAUCAAAGCUGAGCUCUUGGAAUUAGACUCAUCAGGAAGCCAGUGCUGUCUGAUAAGAGCUUUAAUCUGACUUCAGUCUUUUUGUGGUUAUGCUGUAUCUCAUGUCAUCACAAAAUUCAGUAGUCAUGCGGUAUUUCUCGCCUACCUGUCUCAGUCUCAGGCCUCUCGGGCAGUUUUUAACAGAGGUGAAAAGUUCAGGUCCAGAAAGCACAAAUUCGGACCGAAAUUUUGUUUCAACCAAGCAGUUGAGUACUCUGACACUGACUCCUUAUGCUCAACUGGCUGGUUGAAACAAAAUCACGGUCCAGUUUUGUACUUUCUGGACCUGACCUUUCCACCUCUGGUUUUUAAUAACUUGAAUGACCAUUUCCCAUAUCUUCAGAAUCUACUUAUAUUUAUUAGUUGUUAUCCAUUAACUCCCAUAUUUGUAAAACGUGGUCUGGGACCGCCUUGAAUCUAUGGACGAUGUGUGUGGACGAUUUUUUUGGACACACCCACCCCAUGUGCUUUCUGAUUGGCUGCCCUGGUGGUUCCUUUCCUCAUUGUCCAUACCUUUCAUGGAUGAAUACGCCAGAAUAUUUUCUUGGAAUUUUUUGUCACAUUUUCUAAUUUUUUAUUGUAUACAUUUACAGUGCUGUGAAAAAGUCUUUUCAAAGUAAUGUUUAAAUCUGCUUUGUGCGAAUUUUAUAUGUCAAAAUGUCUUAGCUUAACCAUUUCAAAACCUCCCCAAAAGCCACCCAAGUGUUUGCAGUAACCACCCAAUCCUCGCAUGUAUUUUUUGAUUUGACCAGUAGCUCACCUUCUGUGUCUAAUUAAUAUAUCACUGACUAAUUAACUUAAUUUAAUUAAGCUGAUGGUGAAAUUCAACAAAUACAUGUUAUGGCAGAGUUGCCCCUAGUGAGAGGUUUGGGAGCUGCAGCGAUGGAUUCAUCCAUCAAGAUAUCGGUACCGUUUUGGAGAACCGAAGAACAACUUUGUUCAUUUUUAUUGUGUUUCUAUUCAUUUGUAUGUGUUCUAACAUUAAACUGUGCUUUUUUUCUGGGUAAAUAUAUACUUAAUACUCAGAUAAAUAGCUUUAAAUAUUUGCUGUGAUUGCCUUAGACCUUUUAUGCAGUGUAUUUAUAUUCAAUUUUCUGCUCCAUAAACUGCAGAUUUGUAGAAAUCCACAAUAUUCAUUUUCAGGGUCUGUGUUAGUGAGUCUUCUUGAAAGUUACUGUAUUAUAACUCUUGGAGUCAGCGUCAGUUUAAAUCUCACUGGUUGAUGUUUUCUGUCCGUUUUUUCAUGUCCAAUUGACUGAUGAAAACCUUUGCGGACGCGCUUCUGGGAAAGAAUCUUGUGGUGGUUUGGGUAGUUAACUGGAUGUGAAACCCAUAUUUGGAUGCCUAUUUGUGUGUCUGUGUGUGUUUGUCUGUGUGUGUGUUUUCAGUAUACUAUAUGGUCAAAAAUAUGAGGAAACUGGCCUGUUCAACAUCUCAUUCUGAAACCAUGGGUACUGAAAUUGGUCGGCCUAUUCUUUGCUUUUCUGAGAAAGCUUUCCCUCAGUACCCGGGAGAUUGCUGGUGGAUUGCUGCUAUUCGGGUAGGGUGUUGAUGUUAGGUGAUCAAGUCCCUUUCUUUAAGCUUAUAUGGUACCGCUGAACCUGGUCCCAGAUAUUUUGACCUUCACAGUCACUUCACACACACAGCUCUAGCAGGGCAGAAAUGUGGCUAAAUAGCUUAUUGGAAAGAUGGCAUCUUAUGGAAAGUGGAAGUCACUAACCUCUUCUGUGUCACCACCCUUUCUACUGCUAAUGUUACACAGCAAUUGGUAUGGGUUAAUUUGGCAAUUCCUGUAAUUAACAGGAGUGUCCACCUACUUUUGGCCGUAUAGUGUGUGUCUGUCUUCAAAAUGCACAAAAACAUGCAUUAUUGCCUCUGUCUCAUAUAUUUGUCAUUUUAUAUGCAUUUUAUAAUUUUAUAAGUCAGAUUCUGCGGUAGAGAAUUCUAAUGCCUUUUUUCACAUGGCAGCAAUCUACGUUUGCAUUAGGGUAUGGACAUGUGGGACCUGGUGAAUCUUGUUAAACAGUAAAAUACCAUUUUCUUUACAAA
Brienomyrus brachyistius is the source of this 5421-nucleotide messenger RNA. RefSeq names its product C-Maf-inducing protein-like. NCBI's taxonomy places the organism in Eukaryota, Metazoa, Chordata, Actinopteri, Osteoglossiformes, Mormyridae. The transcript is spliced from 21 exons. The record is from RefSeq and is a predicted model, not a curated record. The coding region runs from base 1172 to 3202 and encodes 676 amino acids. Gene Ontology annotation, cellular component: cytosol; nucleoplasm.